AUGGGUUACAUUCCACCUCCCACAUCAAAGCCCCCAACAUCAACUCCCCCAACUCCUUCAUCCAAAGCAUCACCUCCUCCGACACUAUCAACGACUUACACUCCACCUUCCACAUCAAAGCCACCAACCCCUUCAUCCCAAUCAACACCUCCUUCAACGCCAUCAACAAGCUAUACUCCACCUCCCACAUUCAAGCCACCAUCAUCAACUCCACCAAAUCCUUCAUCCCAAACAUCACCUCCUCCGACCCCAUCCAAGAGUUUUACUCCACCACCCACUUCAACUUCACCAAGCCCUUCAUCUAAAGUAUUGUCUCCACCAAAAGAAGAAAAAACUUAUAUUCCACCUCCGAUUUCCAAGCCACCAUCUUCAACUCCACCAAGGCCUUCAUCCAAAGUAUUGCCUCCACCGGAAGAAGAAAAAACUUAUACUCCACCUCCCAUUUUCAAGCCACUAACUUCAACUCCACCAAGCCCUUCAUCCAAAAUAUCACCUCCACCGGAAGAAGAAAAAACUUAUACUCCACCUCCCAUUUCCAAGCCACCAACUUCAACUCCACCAAACCCUUCAUCCAAAAUAUCGCCUCCACCAGAAGAAGAAAAAACUUAUACUCCACCACCAACAUCUAAGCCCCCAUCAUCAACUCCACCAUCCAAAGUCUCACCUCCUCCAACCCCAUCUAAGAGUUAUACUCCGCCACCCACUUCAACUCCACCAAGCCCUUCAUCCAAAGUAUCACCUCCACCAAAAGAACCACCAACAUCAACUCCGCCAACUCCUUCCACUCACGCAUCACCUCCUCUAACACCAUCAACGGGUUAUAAUCCACCUCCAACAUCAACUCCGUCAACCCCAUCAUCCCAACCAUCACCUCAUCUGACACCAUCAAAGAGUUAUACUCCACCUCCCACAUCAAAACCACCGACAUCAAUUCCACCAACUCCUUCAUCCCAAGCAUCACCUCCUCCGACACCAUCAAAGACUAAUAUUCCUCCUCCCACUUCUAGUCCACCAAUUCACACACCAAAGCGAUCUCCUGUCCCGACUCCGUCUUUGACACCAGUUUCAGCUCCUCCUAAACCUGGCAAAGCAUCUCCAGGCCCAGCUCCGACACGAACACCAGUUUCAAUUCCUCCUAAACCUGGGAAAGUAACUCCAAGCCCAGCUCCGACUCAAACGCCAGUUUCAACUCCUCCUAAACUUGGCAAAUCAUCUCCAAGCCCAGCACCGACUCAAACACUAGUUUCAGCUCCCCCUAAACUUGGCAAAGCAUUUUCAGGCCCAGCUCCAACUCAAACACCCAUUUCAUCACCCCCUAAACCUAUCAAUGCAUCUUCUGGCCCAUCUUCGAUUCGAACACCAGUUUCAGCUCCCCCCAAACCUGGCAAAGCAUCUCCAGGCCCAGCUCCGACUCGAACACCAGUUUCGGCUCCUUCUAAACCUAACAAAGCAUCUCCAGGCCCAGCUCCGACUCGAACACCAGUAUCGACUCCUCCUAAACCUGGCAAAGUAUCUCCAGGCCUAGCUCUGACUCAAACACCCAUUUCAACUCCCCCUAAACCUAUCAAAGUGUCUCCUGCCCCGUCUCCUACUCGAACACCAAUUCAGCCUCCACAGAAACCUCAUAAGCCAUCUCCAUUCCCAACUCCAACUUUGACACUGGUUUCUUCAACUCCUAAACGAUCUCCAACUCUAAAUCCAACUCCAACUCCAAAACUAAGUUCUCCACCUCAAAAAUCUCCUACACCAUCCCCAGUUCCAACUCCUACUAAAAUACCAAGUUCUCCCCAGAAACCUCCUCAACAGUCUCCUGUCCCAGCCCCAGCUUCGACUCGAACACAAGUUAAUCCUCUUCAGAAACCUCCUAAGCCAUCUCCAGUUUCGGCUCCAACUCAUACACCAGUUUCAACACCUCCUAAGCAAUCUCUAGUCCUGACUCCUUCUCAAACACCUCCAUCUCCAGUCCCUGCUCCAACUCAUACACCUAUCUCAUCUCCUCCUAAACCAUUUCCAAUCCCGACUCCUACUGGACCACCAAAUUCCCCACCUAAGAAACCUCCUAAGCCAUCUCCAUCCCCAACUCCAAUUUUGACACCAACUCCUGCGCCCUCUAAACCCACUACGCCAUCUCUAGUCCCAGCUCCAACUUCUACGCCAGUUUCAAGUCCUCCUAAACCAUCUCUUGUCCCACCACCGGUUCAAUCGCAUCCACCACCACCACCACCAACUUCUACACCAGUUUCAUCUCCUCCUAAACCAUCUCCUGUCCCACCAACGGUUCAAUCACAUCCACCGACGCCAACACCCGUACGAUCUGUAAUUCCUCCUCCUACUCAAACUGUUAUUUUACCACCACCUGGACCAGAUGACUUCAUUAUCCCACCAAUUUUGGGUGCUGUAUACUCUUCCCCACCUCCGCCAAUGUUCCAAGGCUACUAG
This is a messenger RNA of Cornus florida, 2439 nucleotides long. Its product is annotated as proline-rich extensin-like protein EPR1. Bases 1 to 2439 code for a protein of 812 amino acids. The transcript is spliced from 3 exons. The record is from RefSeq and is a predicted model, not a curated record. NCBI's taxonomy places the organism in Eukaryota, Viridiplantae, Streptophyta, Magnoliopsida, Cornales, Cornaceae.